This is a messenger RNA of Besnoitia besnoiti, 648 nucleotides long. Its product is annotated as histone H3 centromeric CENH3. Gene Ontology annotation, cellular component: nucleosome. The transcript has 3 exons. Bases 1 to 648 code for a protein of 215 amino acids. The record is from RefSeq and is a predicted model, not a curated record. Lineage: Eukaryota; Apicomplexa; Conoidasida; Eucoccidiorida; Sarcocystidae. Gene Ontology annotation, molecular function: protein heterodimerization activity; structural constituent of chromatin; DNA binding.
AUGGCUCGAAUCAAAAUAACUCCUGCACGCCGCUCAGGAGCUGCCUCGCGGCCGAAGGUGGCGAUGGGCUCCGGGGGAGUCAUUGGAGCGGCUCCGAAGUCUCGCGCUGCUUUCCCCCCGUCUCACGGCCGCGGAGCGCCUCUUCGCCGCCGGUCUUCGGUGGCAUCUUCCGCGUCUGACGAUGACUCGCCGUCAUCCUCUUACUCGUCCCGCUCGCCCUCUCCCUCCCCUGACCGCGUAGCUUCGUCAGCGAGUGGAAAUCCUACACAAAGGGCACGAGGUCGCGAAGGAGCGAGUGGGUCGGCACAAACCGCCCACUACCGGGGAAUGCAGCCCCGCAGGCGGGCACCACCUGGAGCGAGAGUUCUUCGAGAGAUCAAGAGACUUCGCGAGUCAACUGAUCUUUUGAUUCCAAGGAUGCCCUUUCUUCGCCUCGUUCACGAGGUCGCUCAGGACUGCACACCUCCGUACGCCUCGCCAUUCCGGUUUACUGCAGAUGCGCUGAUGGCGUUGCAGUGCGCCAGCGAGGCCUAUCUUACGGGGCUGAUGGAGGACUCCUACCUCUGUGCAAUGCAUGCAAAGCGCGUUACGCUAAUGCCGAAGGACCUACAUCUAGCGCAGAGACUGCGUCGCGCUUUUCCGUGCUGA